UUGUGGUAGUUUGCUCUAACAGGAAGGAAUAAAGUGCAGAAGGAAGCAAGCAGCGAGCAGUCAAGAGGUCUCCGUAAGCCUGUCGCCGGUGAAGCGGUGUGUGGGUUGGGUUUGAAGGAGAGAAGAAUGCCAUUCAUAUCGAGAAUACAGCGGCAAUCCGAUUACAAUCUCUUCUCCUCCUCCACUCCCAUUGUUAUCGACAAUGGCUCUUCUUAUUUCCGCAUUGGAUGGGCAGGAGAGACCGAUCCUCGUGUUGUUUUCCGCAACAUUGUACAGAGACCCCGCCAUAAAGCCACCGGUGAAACAGUGUCUAUAGUUGGUGACCAUGAUCCUGCACUGAUGAAAUACUUUGAUUGCACUCGCUCAGGACCUCGCUCAGCUUUUGACAGCAAUGUUGUUUAUCAGUUUGAAAUAAUGGAAUAUAUUUUUGACUUUGCCUUUGACCGGUUGGGUGCAAAUGGAUCAGAGAUUGAUCAUCCAGUCCUGAUUACUGAAUGUGUAUGCAACCCAGUCCAAUCUCGUAGUAAGAUGGCUGAACUUCUAUUUGAGACCUAUGGAGUUCCAUCAAUAGCAUAUGGUGUUGAUGCUGCAUUCAGUUAUAAAUAUAAUGAACAGCACGGAGUUUGUGAUAGAGAUGGUCUUGCAAUCUGCCCUGGAUUUACUGCAACACAUGUUAUUCCAUUUAUUGAUGGUGAGCCUGUUUACAGAGGAUGCUGCAGAACUAAUAUUGGAGGAUACCACGUCACUGACUAUCUGAAGCAACUUCUUUCACUUAAAUAUCCCCAUCACAUGGCUAGGUUUACAUGGGAGAAGGUAGAGGACCUGAAAAUGGAGCAUUGUUAUAUUGCACCAGAUUAUGUUUCAGAAGCUCAAUUGUUUCAGAAAGGGGCCAAGGAAGCUGAAGAUAAAACCAGGUGUUGGCAGCUCCCAUGGAUUCCACCACCAGCUGAGGAGCGACCUUCAGAAGAAGAGAUUGCAAGAAAAGCAGCCAUAAAGGAGAAACAAGGUCAGCGACUGCGAGAUAUGGCUGAGGCGAAGAGACAAUCUAGGAUAAAUGAACUAGACAAUGAAUUGAGAGGCUUGGAAUUUCUUCUAACUCAGCUUGAAAAAGUGGAAGAAUGUGACGAAGCUAGUUUCCUGUCAAAGACUGGCUAUAUCUCAAAACAAGAAAUAGAAUCUGCGCUGAUGAAGGUAACACAAUCCUUACGAAAAGCAAAAGGUGAACCAAAGGGUGACCAAGCUGAGAUUGAUGAGAAGACAGAUCUUUCUGCAAAUGAAAAGUUUCCGCUUAUUAAUGUGCCUGACAACUUGCUCACUCCAGAUCAGGUCAAGGAAAAGAAAAGGCAGUUGUUUCUUAAGACCACAUCUGAAGGCCGGCAGCGAGCUAGACAGAAGCGCCAUGAAGAGGAACUAGAGCGGGAAAGGAGAAAUCAGCUUGAUGAAGUUAAACGCUUAGAAAAUCCAGAACUUUAUCGUGAGGGGUUGCAUGCUAAAUACAAGGAACUUUUUGAGAAAAUUGAACAGAGAAAACGACUUAAGACAAAUGGUGGCCACACAAAUGGAAAUAACUUGUCUGGAGGUGUUGGUCGUGGGGAGAGAUUGAAUGCUGCCCAAAGAGAAAGGAUGCGCCUUUUAACAACGGCUGCCUUUGAUCGUGGUAAAGGUGAAGAUACUUUUGGUGCAAGAGAUGAAGAUUGGCAGCUAUACAAACUGAUGAGCAAAGAUAAUGAUGAUGAUGAUGAUGGACCAGAUGAGGAUGAAGCAGAACUGACCCGCAUCUCAUCCAGGCUUCAGGAAGUAGACCCAACUUUUGUUCCCAAGCCAGAAAUUGGAACAUUGCAGUCCACUGAAAUGCCGCGGCUUCGUCCUCUCACUAAGGAAGAUUUUCAGGUUGUUUUUGGGGUUGAACGGUUCCGAUGCCCUGAAAUUUUAUUCCAUCCCAACUGGAUUGGGAUCGAUCAAGCAGGGUUGGAUGAGAUGGCCGGGGUUUCCAUAAGGAGAUUGCCAUCCAGGGGCCAGAGCGUGGAGGAGCGACUGACAAAUUCAAUACUUAUGACUGGUGGGAGUAGUCUCUUUCCUGGUAUGAGCGAGCGCUUGGAAGCUGGAAUCCGGAUGAUUAGGCCUUGUGGUUCACCCAUAAGGGUGGCGAGAGCAAUGGAUCCAAUUCUUGAUGCAUGGCGUGGUGCUGCUGCUUAUGCUGCUGCCCCCUUGUUCUCCACACAAACUUUUAGUAGGAUGGACUAUGAAGAGAAGGGCGAAGAUUGGCUACGCAGAUAUCAAUUACGAUAUACAUUAUAAUUUGUUUGCUGGAUAAGUUUAUUCCAUACUAUCUUACACUUCAGAUGGUUAAAAAAAUCAACUAUUAGAAAACAAACCGUUAGCUGGUGUUUUAGUUUGGUGCAUAUAGGAAAUUUUCAUUCAAACUUUUGCAUUGGGCACUUCAUUGUUGGUACAGAUGGAUAACAUUUUAAAAUGCAGGGUUCUCAUUUUUUUUUU
Messenger RNA from Ziziphus jujuba (common jujube), 2496 nucleotides. RefSeq names its product actin-related protein 5. Lineage: Eukaryota; Viridiplantae; Streptophyta; Magnoliopsida; Rosales; Rhamnaceae. Bases 127 to 2298 code for a protein of 723 amino acids. Gene Ontology annotation, cellular component: cytoplasm; Ino80 complex. The record is from RefSeq and is a predicted model, not a curated record. The transcript is spliced from 12 exons. Gene Ontology annotation, biological process: regulation of DNA-templated transcription.